AUGAGCAACAACAACAUUCCGUACGACGACCACGAUCUCUUUAGCAACCACCGUCAGGAAGACGGAGAGCUCUACAAUGGAGGAGCUUUAUCCAAUGCUGCUGCUGCCACCACCGACGUUCCCCUGGGGUAUCCCGCCGCCACGUCGUUACCCUCCACUCACUAUGCGGAAGGCGAGAUAAUCCACCAACAAUGGCACGGGGUCUUUAUCUUUCUAGCCUAUGUGGCCGCCUUUAUUGGUGCCUACUCUUCCAUUCGUCUCCUAGAACAUGGCCUCUGGAGAUCCGAGCGAGAACGAAGGAACGCAUCUUCCUUAAUCACCCGCUACCCCCAGUUCUUCACGGCCCUUAUCCUAGGCUCUUGCACCAUCUGGUCUAUGCACUUUGUGGGGAUGCAAGCAGUAGUACUGGAGCACGUCGAUACCAUGUGCUACAAUUGGAUCGAAACGGUAGCAUCGGUAGUGCUGUCCGUGGCGGGCGUAUGGACGGGUGUCCGACUGGCAUCCAGAGAUAUCUUCUCGGGGACCGAUCGAGUUUCCAAACUCAAGGAAUUGCUCCGACAUGAUCCUUACGUCACAUCCAAGCUCAACCGCCAACGAGCAUCUACACACAUUCACAUGGUGGCGCUUUUUUACAAGCUACACUGGAUUGCGGCCGGAAGUGUUCUAGCGGCCUGCGGGGCCCUCUCCAUGCACUAUGUGGGCAUGCAUGCCAUGAGGGGACCAUUCCGAAGGGAAUGGAGCAUUGGCUUGGUGGCGGCGAGUUUUGUCGUUGGCGCGGUCGUUUGCUUUGUGGGAUUCUGGAUUCUCUUUCGACCGCUCCACUGGAAGGUUGAGAAGAGUUGGUACCGACAAGCGGCGGCAGGAGUGAUUGCUCUCGCCGUUUGCUUUCUGCACUUUUUAGGCAUGCUAUCCGUCACCUACAUUGCCGACAGCACGGUCGAGCAUCACUGCUCUGAAACGGAAAUGUGGGGAUGGAAAUCAGAUCAAAUACAGGUGCUCUUUGUCGGCAUGGCUGUACCCGCCAUUGCCUUUCUCGUCGAACACACAAUCUCCAACGAACUUCGAAUCACUUACCGACAACUGUUGGACAUUCAAUUGACCGGAUCGCAGUUCCUACGUACAAAUAGUAGUAGUCGACGCUCGAGCUUCUCCGGUUCUACAGUGCGGAUCAGUGGAUUGGGAGACGGAAGCGACGAUUCGACGUCUCGUUCCAAACGGCCGGCACGUGCCACAGGUGGACGCAGGUCCCUGUCCCAACGACAAAGAGAUUGGGAUCAGGUCUACAACUCUGCCGAACAAAGGGGCGAGUCGAGCUGUGAACUGGGACGCAGUACGCGGGAAAGCACCACCAGCUACGCCCAUUCCUUUGGGGGUGAAAACGACCCGUCGACCAUUCCCGAAAAAGAAAGCACCUCCUCGCAUGUUGAGAAUGCUCCGGAUGUGUCAAACGGUGCUCAAAGACGGCAAGCCUACAAAAGUAAGACUCCCACAACCAAAGAGGAAUCCACAACCGAUGAUGAAGAAUCCUCAAGCAGACGUUCACGGUUCCAGAAUGAGCCACAGAGUGGUGAUUUGUCGCUGUCGCAAGACGAGGUAGAACCGUUCCCAGCAGCCAAUGUCGAACCCGCAACCAUGGAAGCUAGUCUGCAGAGUCAAUCCGACAAAGACGAAGAAUGCAUCGAGGAGCUGGAGCAGUCGAUUCGAGCGUUUGAAGCUCCACACCACUCCUUACAGUCCUUUGUGGCUGCAUGCACCACAUCCGCAUCUGCUUCCGCAUCGUCACUUCCAAUGGACGUGGAGCUGGGCGAACCUCGACAUAAGGUUGCCACUCAAUGCGCCUGA
Seminavis robusta is the source of this 1842-nucleotide messenger RNA. The record is from the annotation of a GenBank genome assembly. Lineage: Eukaryota; Bacillariophyta; Bacillariophyceae; Naviculales; Naviculaceae.